CGCUCACCAUGGACAGCCGGGCGACGCUUCUUUUCCUCGUCAUCACCAUGGUUGCGGUAUCUGGGGACGAAGAUUGUCUACGAUACCUAAAUUUAUAUGAUCAAUUUGUUCCGGAACGUGAAUGUCGUUUCUCUUCUUUCUGCUGUGGAAACUGCACCUUUCGUUUUUGCUGCACAAACUGGACUCUUCUUUUUCCUGAAGAAGAACAGAAGCGCUGUUUACAUGUAAAACUCAGCUCUAACUUUGUAAUUGGAAUCGUCUCUGCUGUCGUUCUGUUUAUAACCAUUGUGGGCGUUUUGGCUUGCUGUUUAUUGUGCUCUUGCUGCUACAUGUACCAGAGGUAUCAACAGCAGAGAACGCACCGCAGUGAAGUGCAGAUACCAUACUUCAUACAGCAAAUGGCACAUCAAUCAAGAGCUCCUCAGAAUGUAACGUAUUCGGCAUACCCUCAGUACCCGAUGUCACAAUAUUCUCCCAAUCCAGCGAGCAGUGCUGCACCAUAUGCUUACCACCCAGCCCACAUGCCUCCUGCACCAUAUGAUUCAAGAGCAUCAAGGUUUCAACCUGAAUCUCCACCUCCAUAUCCAUCACCCAAGUACCAAUAGAGAGUGGAGAAGGCAAUGCCAUUGUUCAGACUUGCAUCUUGCUCCACACAAGACGACUGUGAAGUUGUGUUAUGACAGGCCUUUCUUGUAUGUGAAGUGAUGCUCCACAAGAUGACUCUAACUUUAGUUUCCACAUAAUGCUUAGUGUGCAGGUAAAUUCUGAACUUUAGAUUCCGUUCUGCGUUAUUAUGUUCUCUUUGUUUACUUGCCCUGUUUGUGUUUGUCUAAACACUGGUGCCAUUGUACACCAGUAAUACUGAUUUAAGUAUUGUGUGAAAUGUUGUUAAGGAUUGUGUAUCUCAUGCAGAUACCUGGUAUGUUACAGAAGGUAUAACCUUCGUUGCCAUAAUGUUUAAAGUAUUGGUUUCAUUAACAGAUUGCACCAAUCUUAUCAGCAGAGACCACAUGAUAGGGAGCAUGUUAUGGGAGCCAGUGAGGAUGAUCAAUUGUGGAAUUCUGAGGAAAGGGAAACGUGUUCAAAUACUAUUUUCCUUAUGUCCUGAGCCUAGGACUCCCUCUUUCUGGUCCGGGCCAGGAGCAUGGAUGAGACAUUUAGAUGGUUACAUCCAUGCCUCGGUGUUAGCCACAUUGUUAGUGGCGUUCUUUUCAGUGACAAAAACUUUCUAAAGUGGAGUCUUUAUUUAAUUUGCGGAUUAAUGACUCCAGAACCACAACCAAUAUUCCUCCAUCAAAAUUUACCCCCAAAAAAGAUUAAAGAAUUAACUUGUUUUUAUAGUAUUUUAUCACAUCAAACAAAAUGCUUAGUGUGAAAUUAUUGCGAAGUCAGUCANUUUUUGUAGGCAAACAAUGACUAAUGGGGCCCAACAAAUGGCCAUGAUGCCUCAGAGCUGUGUGCAUGCGUGUGUAUGACAAAAAUUAUACCCCCCCACCUUUUGCUUCCAUAGCAUUCGCUACACUUCAACAAAACACCACUUCAUUGUGUAAAGGGUUUUCAGAUGUAAAUGUAAGGAUGAUUACAGGAAUGUUGUGUGCAAGAACUGUUGCUGGGGUCUAAUUGGCAUCCAAUUAUAACCAGACUCGCUUGCAGCGACUCUUGAGUUGUGAAUCGUAGCUUGUGCCAGUCACUAGAAGUGUGGCAUGCGGACCCAAGAGUGUAUCAAGAUGGUAUCUCAAAACACACCUUUAUUCCACUGACAAAGAAGAGAAAGAUUUUCUGAUGUAAGGAUAGAGUUGCUAAUUAACCUUCACUAAUGUACUCAAGAAUGUAACUUGGUUUUAUUUGAAAUGUUUGUGCUAUUUUUCACAUUUUUCACUGAUUUGAAGAGGAAUCUGGAAGCCUUUUUUUAUGAAAGCCCAAUAAAAACUUGAAUUUGAAUGUGUUACUAAGUCA
Molecule: messenger RNA, 1956 nt
Organism: Callorhinchus milii (elephant shark)
Lineage: Eukaryota; Metazoa; Chordata; Chondrichthyes; Chimaeriformes; Callorhinchidae
Gene: shisa4
Product: shisa family member 4
Exons: 5
Coding region: 9-605 (198 amino acids)
Source: RefSeq, a predicted model, not a curated record